CGCGCACCCCACGUUUGGUCACGUGGAUGAUUAGAACCAUAGUAGCGAGUCAUUUGUGACAUUUUUGUUCGUUUCCACAAAAAUGAUUGAAAGAACAUUGAGGAGUCACCUGUUUUAACACCACAGUCUUGAACGUCAUAGUUUUGUGUUUCAAAACCAUUUCUGUAGGUAUUGAUAUAAUUAAAUCGCCUUUGUGGAUAAAAUCAUGUCAGGGAUUUCGCUUAACCUGAAAUUUGACCCAACACCAAAUCCAGGGAAAAAGAGGAAAUCCAAAGCCAAAUACAAAUGUUCUCAUAAAUGGAAACGUUCCAUGGAUAAAAAUGGUCAAUUUACCCAAAACAAAAUUAAUCAUAAUGGAAAUGACAGAAUGCAAAAUAACGUGCAGAUCAAUGGAGAGAGGCAAUCGAACCCAGGUGCUAUUUUUCCCAAAUUUUACACCACUCAGCCUGAUAAGACCAACAAGCCUUCCAGUUCUGCACAGGUGCUUUGUCAGAAAUCCUCAACUUCAGUUUCAUCCACUGCCUGUACAUCUCAAGGAAAACCAGCACAGAGACCAUUUCCCACCACUAUUGGACCUUUUAAAUAUAUAGCAUUGGACUGUGAGAUGGUAGGAACGGGACCAAAGGGGUCCAUUGGUGAGCUUGGGCGGUGUAGUAUCGUCUCCUAUGAUGGCGAUGUCAUUUAUGAUAAAUUCAUCCAACCUACCAGACCUAUCACAGAUUUUCGGACACGCUGGAGUGGAAUCAGGAGGCAGGAUCUACGCAAUGCCACACCCUUCAGACAGGCGCAGACAGAGAUUGUGAAGAUAAUGACAGGGAAAGUGGUCGUGGGCCAUGCCAUCCAUAAUGACUUCAAGGCCUUAAAAUAUUUCCAUCCUGCUGGCCAAACACGAGAUACCGCACGGAUUCCGCUCCUAAACCAGAAAGCUGGAUUUCCCGAGCAUGAAACUGCAUCUCUGAAGAGGCUCACCAUGGCUCUCUUCAACAAGAGCAUACAAGUUGGGAGAAGAGGCCAUUCAUCAGUAGAAGAUGCCAAAGCCACCAUGGAACUGUACAAAUUAGUGGAGGAGGAAUGGGAAAGAACACUGGCCUCUCAGGCUGUUAGUUAAAAAGGAGUAAAGGGUCUCACUUUGUACUGAAAAAAAACAAAAACAAUUGUGCUUCAAUUUUAAAAAGUAACUUUUAUUAUGCAAUCAGUCUUGUUAUUUUCUUAUCUUUGACAUUUUUGAAAAUGACUUUCUUACUUGUAUUACCUUUUAAGAACAGUUAAACUUCUCAGCUGCACCGGUUGGCCUUAAACACCACUAGGGGGCUCUUCAGUUUUUGAACAACAGAAGUGAUUUUAACUUAUUUUAUCUGUUAACUGUUGUCUCGUUGCAACGUUUGUUUAGUGGGUAGUUGAUGAGUAAAUUGUACAUGUGUCCUAUGGUGUGACGCAGCAAAAUUUAGAAUUUAGAAUUAUCACAUAAAAUAACACAAGAUUUUUCUAAAUGUUUGUCACAUUAAAAGACAAGUUUGCAUAUUAGUCUGACAACUACCCACAUACAGUUCUGUUCAGAAACUCAGACAAAACUUUUUGCAGUAAGUGGCGAGUAACAAGCUGGCAUCAGAGCUCCUCUCUCUGCCAGUGUUUCUUUCUCAUGUCUGACGAACAGGAUGGGUCAGCAUUUUUCAUCUACUGUGAAUCCAACACAACCACAUGAAUUAUAGCCCCUCACGUAUUUAACUGUCCAUAUAAACAAGGCUACUGCUAUUCCUAAGAUUAUAGUUAAAGCUCUUCUUCCUCCAAACCCACUCAAUCAUCAGUGAGACUGUGUUUAGGAUCCAGUUGCACAGCUUUGGUAAUGUUUGGGAGGCAGUCAGUUCUUCCUUGCCUACUAGUUUCCCAGCAGUUUAACAAGGCUGCUGUUGACUGAUUUGCGGUUUUCAAUUUUGAUAGGAUCAGUAGAAUCAUAGUUAUUGAUUUGAUGGUUGUGCAAAGAGACAACAUAAAUAUAAAAUAAGUUAAAAUCACUUCUGUUAGUUAUUGGUUUGCUACUUGAUAUAGUUGGACACAGUGGAUUAAUUAAAAUGUUAACAAACAGUGCAGAGACUUGCUGACAUUCUUGGUGUGAAAGCAUGUAAAAAUGUGACGCACUUGCUAUGGGUUUAUUUCUGGGUAAUGAGAUACGUCAAACAAAUAGCCAUAAGAGUGUCUAAAACUGGGAUCAGUAAACUCCUUGAUAUGAAGUGCAAUUUAAAUCCAACAGGCUUUUUAGAUCCAUAACAAACAAAAAAAUAGAUGAUAAUGUAGUGAUUUAGAUCAAUUAUCCACCUACAGUAUACCAACAGUUUGUUAAAAUAAAUGAAUGAAUCCAACGUAAUGUUUCUAAUUCCUACUCGCAUAUUACCCCUCAUGUGCCAUUGAUGUUGAGCAGGUUCAAAAUGUCACUUUAGAUAUAGCAGGACUAUGCUGGAACAGAGAAGACAUUCUGUUAUCUGGUAUUUUGACUUUUAUAUGUCUUUUAAAUUAAUCACUCUGGUAAAUCGAAUUGAACUGUUUAAAUCUGAUGAAAUCUGAGUUAAUGAAGUGUGCCAUAAAGAGACGACAGUCGGCGUGACUUCAUACUUUCCAAGUUGUGGCUUGGAUUGCAAGUUAGUAAUGUCUGUAAAACGGAUCAAGUUUUAAAAUCCUUUCAGUGGUUGGCAGGCAAAUGUAAGCUUGUGGUAAAGAGAAAGUUACCCUUGCUCAUUACUAAAGAAAUAUCAUAAUGCAAGAUCCAAUAAAUAAUGAACUGUAGCUGUCAGAAUGAUGCUUCAUGGAUGAAGACAAAUGUUCUUGGGCUCCUAGCUGAUGAUAAUCCACAAUCCUAUAUGUGGAACUUUAUUUUUAAGACUGAAUCGAAUCAAUUGUGUCUGAUUUGGUGGUUAUCCAAAACAUUGGAAUAGUGUAUUCCAAAUAAAUAGUCCUUUAAA
This is a messenger RNA of Triplophysa rosa, 2954 nucleotides long. RefSeq names its product interferon stimulated exonuclease gene 20-like 2 (gene isg20l2). Gene Ontology annotation, cellular component: nucleus. Gene Ontology annotation, molecular function: 3'-5'-RNA exonuclease activity; nucleic acid binding. Bases 206 to 1108 code for a protein of 300 amino acids. The record is from RefSeq and is a predicted model, not a curated record. The transcript is spliced from 4 exons. NCBI's taxonomy places the organism in Eukaryota, Metazoa, Chordata, Actinopteri, Cypriniformes, Nemacheilidae.